AUGACUCAGCUGGUCUUGAUUCAUGUUGUGGCAGCUGACGUCAAAAGCGGAGAUCAAGUCGGAUUUCCUGGGUCGGAGUCAAGUCGGACUCCCGAGAGCCAAGUCGGGUUCUCGCAGCCACGGUCGGACGUAGGAGUUUCGGUCGGUCUUGCCGUGCAGCACAAGAAGGCGAAAGGGCUGGACGAAAAAGAGCUCAACUUGCCGCCGCCGGACGCCUCCCUUUCAGGGAUUUCGGACGGCGAAAGAGUUAAGUUCCGUGCUUCCAGGACCCGGCGCCCGGGAAGACUCCUGAAGAAGGAGGCCCGCCGACAAAGCCGCAAACUCUCAGGUUUUAGCCGCGCUUGCACCCUUACAAGCUCCGACCGGAGCCACACAGCGAAGUGGACCAGCAAAAAGACGCUGUUUUCAGUGUGGAGUAUACGGACACGUACGAAGAGAGUGCCAGUCCGGUCCGGUGUGGUGUUCUCGCUGUCAGCAAAACACGCAUGUUCCUGCUAUGUGCUGGCGUGGGUCGGGAAAUGGGAAAGCCAGCGCGAAGGGGUCCCGCGCCAAGACACAAGUGACGGCUCCAACUAUUCACAGCUUCCCGGCUCAGACCUCGCACUGCAUCCCGCAACCAGAGGGAGCCUCGGCCUGGACCUGGCAACCACAAUAGACUGCACCCUAAUAGACCAGCGUCCUCAGAAAAUACCGACAGGAGUGCACGGGCCGGUGUUAGUUGACGGCAAACCAGUAGGAGCUUUGUUAAUAGGUCGGUCCUCGUCCACAAUGGCUGGAUUAACUGUUUUAGUGGAACUGAUUGAUGCCGACUACACUGGAGAAAUAUCAAUCAUGGUAAAUACACUAUUUCCACCUUUGCAUAUACCGGCCAGAUCUCGUAUCGCACAACUGAUACCGCUCCCUCAGAUCGCUCCUGGACCAUCGGAUAAGCCCGAACGAGGAGAUCAGGGCUUUGGAUCUACUGGUGCAUCGGCUCUGCUAACAAUAGAUAUGGCCAGACGACCACGAAAAGCUAUCCAGCUCCAAUGGAACUCACAAACUGCACAUUUAAUUGCUCUUUUGGAUACGGGAGCUGACGUCAGCAUUGUUGCAGCUCGCAAGUGGCCCACAUCGUGGCCCUUGGUAAACUCAGGAGCAACAGUUGCAGGAGUGGGUGGUCUGACUCUGGCAAAGAGGUCCCCUCCGAUAACUAUCACGUUGGAUGAAAUGACUGUGAACUGUACGGUGUCUGUUCUCCCCCUACCCGACGGAGUACAAGCAUUAAUAGGGAGAGACAUUCUCGCUCAGAUGGGGAUGGUUCUGACCAACAAACCAGGAUCCCCUUUAGCAUGACGGCCAUUGCCUGGACUUUCCCGAUCCCGCUCCAAUGGAAGACAGAAACGCCGGUGUGGGUAGAGCAAUGGCCCUUAAAAAGGGAAAGUCUUUUACAGGCACAUGCGUUGGUGUCAGAGCAGUUACAACAAGGGCAUUUGCGUUUGUCAACUAGCCCGUGGAAUACUCCUAUUUUUGUGAUCAGGAAGAAAUCUGGGAAAUACAGGCUGUUACAUGAUUUACGUACAGUAAAUGCCCAGAUGCAUAUGAUGGGGGCAUUACAACCAGGACUGCCAAAUCCAGCUAUGAUCCCACAAAAUUGGUUCCUGUUAAUAAUCGAUCUUAAGGACUGCUUCUUCACUAUUGCAUUACAUGAGCAGGAUCGUCAGCGUUUUGCAUUCACUGUUCCUGCUAUAAACAAGGAAGGACCAGC
Molecule: messenger RNA, 1744 nt
Organism: Pseudopipra pipra
Lineage: Eukaryota; Metazoa; Chordata; Aves; Passeriformes; Pipridae
Exons: 3
Coding region: 1-1332 (443 amino acids)
Biological process (GO): proteolysis
Molecular function (GO): aspartic-type endopeptidase activity
Source: RefSeq, a predicted model, not a curated record